AUGCCCGCGGACACCAGAAACACCAAACCACGCAAGGCCCACAAGAACCCUCGGGCUCCUCUCGCCUGCGAAUCUUGUCGAAUCAGAAAGAUUAAAUGCAAUCGCGAAUUGCCCUGUCAAAACUGCAUUGUGCGGGGUAUUCCUUCGCGAUGUGAUUAUCGUGGCCAUGGACCGAUCCCUGCGCCUAGUCUCCGCUCAGCCCACGCUGAGGGUAUGCAAGAACGGCUCAACCGAUUGGAGAAUCUUGUCACGACCCUGGUUGCACAAGAUGGUGUUCCCGGUCAAGUACAUCCUAGUUCUGAAGAUGGGAGUGGACAUUCGUCUCAAGAGGACGUGUCACGUGAGGCCGAAAGCACCUCGACAGCUAGUAUCCAACAUGGAUUAGGGGUGCUAAAAGUAGACGGCCAUAGCUCCGUAUACAGAGGCUCAACUCACUGGCGUGAUGUUAUGAAAGAGUUGACCGAGUUGAAGAGCUUCUGGAAUCAAGUUCAAGAUGACCAAGACGAUCUUCUUUCCCAAGUCGCCUUCUCAACAGGCACUGCCAAUGGGCCGGGAUUACUGUGUGGGGUUGUUAAACCAGUCGGAUUGGAGGAGCUUUUGGCAACCAUACCUCCGAAGUGCACGACUGACAAGCUGAUCGAACGAUUCUUUGAUAAAAAGAACUCUCCUAUUCCUACCUUUCACGUCUUGCACGAGCCCACUUUCAUGAAACAAUACCAGGCUCACUGGGAAAGCCCCUCGGAGACACAAAUCAUGUGGAUUGGGCUUUUGUUUUCCAUGCUUAGUUUGAUCAUGCUGUCAUUCUAUCUCAACGAUGAAGAACCUCCAGAGUAUGAGGGUACAUCUCGGUCCCUGUAUGAGCUUUACCGCCUCCGAACAGCUCAGUGUUUGAUGAUGGGAGACAUCACAAAAUGUGCACCGCACACAGUUGAGACAAUGAUUUACAAUUGCAUGGCAGAAUGGGCACAUAAUGGCGAUAGUGAGACCCGAGUAUGGAUGGUGGUAGGAUUGCUUGUACGGGUUGCGUUGCAAAUGGGAUAUCAUAGGCUUGUGGACCCUUCGCAGUAUCCCGAAAUCUCCAUCUUCCAGGGCGAAGUGCGCCGGAGAGUUUGGUGUUUCGUGCAAGGUCUCGACAUCUUGACCUCCUUUCUCGUCGGUCUUCCAAGCACGAUCCGCACAAUAGAUUCCGAUACACUGGCUCCCCGGAAUCUUCACGAUUGGGAGUUGACUGAGGACAUGACAGCCCUUCCUGAAUCGAGGUCACUCGAGGAGGAGACGCCGGUCUGUUAUAUGCUAGCAAAAAGGAAGAUCAUUUCAGUUGGCGGGGAUAUUAUCAGUCUCAUAGGAUCCUUGAGUCAGCAUUCCUACGACGAGGUACUCAAACUCGAUGACAAGAUGGCACAAGCUUACAAAGAGCUCCCUGCUCACCUCAAAAUGGACACCCCGGAGAGAUUGCUCAACGAAAUCCCAUAUCUCGUCAACCGUCGUAUACAAUUGGAAUUUCUUUACAACCAAAAUGUUUGCAUCCUGCACCGGAAAUUUCUGAUUCUGGGUAGAAUAGACGCUCGCUUUUCUAGAUCCUAUCAGCGGUAUGGAAUCAGCAUUGCGCUUACUCGAUCACCAGCAAUAUCUAUACGCCGAAACGAAAAUUAA
Hyaloscypha bicolor E is the source of this 1653-nucleotide messenger RNA. RefSeq lists its product as uncharacterized. NCBI's taxonomy places the organism in Eukaryota, Fungi, Ascomycota, Leotiomycetes, Helotiales, Hyaloscyphaceae. Gene Ontology annotation, biological process: regulation of DNA-templated transcription; DNA-templated transcription. Gene Ontology annotation, cellular component: nucleus. The transcript has 6 exons. The coding region runs from base 1 to 1653 and encodes 550 amino acids. Gene Ontology annotation, molecular function: DNA binding; DNA-binding transcription factor activity, RNA polymerase II-specific; zinc ion binding. The record is from RefSeq and is a predicted model, not a curated record.